Aureobasidium subglaciale EXF-2481 is the source of this 1596-nucleotide messenger RNA. RefSeq lists its product as uncharacterized. The record is from RefSeq and is a predicted model, not a curated record. The transcript is spliced from 3 exons. Bases 1 to 1596 code for a protein of 531 amino acids. NCBI's taxonomy places the organism in Eukaryota, Fungi, Ascomycota, Dothideomycetes, Dothideales, Saccotheciaceae.
AUGUGUUCCAUCAGUCUACUCUUGUUUGCUCUCGCUUUUACAUGCACCCUCGUCUCGGCCGUUCCUUAUCCCGUCUUACCCUCAUUCACUACUUUCACCAAAGUCGCAAAUCAACCCAUCGCUGACAGAAUCGAAACUGUAGCCGUCAAGGUUCCAUGUCUUGACUGCCCGGUAUACGAAGAUGACGUGGCCCUGGACUUCGAGCUUCGAUACCCUCGCCUCAACUCAUCGACAAAUCUUUGCGAUGUCAACUUUACACUAAACGGAGCACCCAUCGUCCUCGACAGCAAAGACAUCAGGAAAUCUUUGAGUGUGUCUGUACUUACCAAACGCUACCUAGUUGAGCUUUCUGUUGAUGGACUUUGCAACCCCGUCACUGACUCUGGAUCCAACAAUCGGGCUCUUUACUUCAACGUCACCAGUGUCGCUCGGCAACACCUCAUCACCCCUGCCACGUUCACUGUCUUCCUCGAUCAGUCCGAGUCACCCCAAAUUUUCAUUGAUUCAGAGAUCGACGAAGAAGCCGAGUGCACUUCAGCAUUGAAGAGCGUAAUCAACGAGAAUUCUUCUAUCCUCUUCAACGUUGAAGCCAUCCCAACCGACGAUGAACUCAAGUCAUCGACUUAUAUUGAUAACCUCGAGCGAGUCUAUCGCCAUCGCCUGUACGAACAGGCGACCAGACUUGAGAGACUGAACAAACGCUGUCGCAAAGACUUGAGUCAGAGUCUAGCUGACUGUCACAAGGACCUUGGUUGCAUGAGCAAAGUGAUGUGCCAGAGGAUUCACGACACUACCUACGCAAAGAUCAAGGAAAUUCAAGCAGCCCUUCAGGACUCUAUCAUGAUCAGUAAAGACCGACACGAUCAGUAUGUCGCCGCCGAUGAGAAGGAUAAUUGGAGCUUCAACGUUAGCUCUGUAGACAAUCUGCUUGCCGACAUCAACAAUGGAAACUCAAACAAGUACGAGAACGACUCACAACAUCCUCUAGUACUUGCUCUGGAGAUUCUGGCAGCAGCGAUUGGUCUCACCGCUCUCUGUGCAUUCAUUCGCAAACGUUUCUGUUCCCUGCGUCGCCGUGUUGAACGUCUUUCAGACAGGGAAGAGCGACGACGUGCUCGUCAAUUCCGUUGUCUUGCACGAAAGGAAGCCCUCAACAAGAAAUGGAUGUCUUUCAAGCAAGUCUUCAAGCGCUCACCCCGUAAUGGAGAUUACGAGGAGAAGCGUGCACUAGUCAUCGAAGCCGCCGGUAACGUGGUAGACGACUACGCCGAAGGAUGUUCGCACCAAACCAACGAUCUGGAAAUGGGCCACGCGUUCGGAGAUCUCAGAAAUGCUCGCGAGUUUGUAGCUAGUCUCGUCCACAUCGGCAGAGCGCGGAAAGCCUCAAAUGCCGGAUCUGGACACACCACAUUACCUGAAUAUACCUCGGAGAAACUGCCUGAUUACACAUCUACACCCGACAGUGGUGAAUACGCACCUUCGAUCGCUAGCUCGAAUUCGGCGAAUACUGGCAUCACACCGGAUAGCAGCAUCGUCAUGAGUCCUAGAUGCAGUCGCGAGACUUUACGCACCGGCACUGACUUCAGCUCCGAUUAA